CGGCCGCACUGGAAGCCUGAGCAAGUUCGGACCAAGCGCUUCACCGAUGGUAUCACCAACAAGCUCGUGGCCUGCUACGUGGAGGAGGACAUGCGGGACUGCGUGCUGGUCCGUGUGUAUGGGGAGCGAACGGAGCUGCUGGUGGACCGGGAGAAUGAGGUCAAGAAUUUCCAGCUGCUGCGGGCUCAUGGCUGUGCCCCCAUACUCUACUGCACCUUCCAGAAUGGGCUAUGCUACGAGUACAUGCAGGGUGUGGCUCUGGGGCCCGAACACAUCCGUGAGCCCCGGCUCUUCAGGUUAAUCGCCUUAGAAAUGGCAAAGAUUCAUACCAUCCACGCCAACGGCAGCCUGCCCAAGCCCACCCUCUGGCAAAAGAUGCACAAUUAUUUCACGCUUGUGAAGAACGAGAUCAACCCCAGCCUUUCUGCAGAUGUUCCCAAGGUGGAGGUGUUGGAAUGGGAGCUGGCCUGGCUGAAGGAGCACCUGUCCCAGCUGGAUUCCCCUGUGGUGUUUUGUCACAAUGACCUGCUCUGCAAGAAUAUCAUCUAUGACAGCACCAAAGGUCAUGUACGGUUCAUUGACUAUGAAUAUGCUGGCUACAACUACCAAGCCUUUGACAUUGGGAACCAUUUCAAUGAGUUUGCAGGUGUGAAUGAGGUCAAUUACUGCCAGUACCCGGAGCGGGAGACCCAGCUGCAGUGGCUGCACUACUACCUGCAGGCCCAAAAGGGGAUGGCCGUGACGCCCAGGGAGGUGGAGAGGCUCUAUGUGCAAGUCAACAAGUUUGCCCUGGCAUCUCACUUCUUCUGGGCUCUCUGGGCCCUCAUCCAGAACCAGUACUCCACCAUCGACUUUGAUUUCCUCAGGUACGCGGUGAUCCGAUUCAACCAGUACUUCAAGGUGAAGCCUCAAGUGUCAGCCUUGGAGAUGCCAAAGUGACCAGCCGCCCCAUCCCUCCCUCACCCACCUGCCUGACCAGACCUGGUCUCCAGAGCUCAGCCCUGCUCUGGGGUCCUCACCCUUGGACAAGGUGGGGGUCCAAGGAGAUGGCUUUGUCCCUGCUGCCAGCCCCCAGUGGUUGCCACUGAAGACCUCAUUCUCCUGUCUGGAGGGACUGAUAAGGACCCAACUCUGGGGGUCCCCUUCACCUCGCCAGGCCUGGGAGGAAGUGCCUGCAGACAGCCAGGGCCUGGACUGCACCACCCUGAGAAGAACACUGUUCCCAGACCCAGGCCCUGCUGGAAUUUGGGCUGCCUUAGAUGUGUCUUGAACCCUUCCUGGCCUGGGGAAGGAGGGGGGAGGGCUCCUUUCUACCUCCGGUGCCCUGAGCCUCUAGCCCGUCCCCCCACCCUGCAUGCCCCUUGUGGAAGGUGCUGAGCCCCAAACCAGCAUCACGCUAACACUGACACAUGGAUGUACAUAUCUUGGUGGAGAAGGGGAGCCCAGACUUGGGCGUGACAGCACCCCCAGCAGCCACCUCACCUGAGACCCCUCACCUCCAAACCAGACUCAAUCAACCCCUUCCCAAGCCUCGGCCUGAGGAUAUGGGCCCCAGCACCUGGCUCUCCUGUGCUUGUUUUGUUCCCUUCUAGGGGAAAAGGAGAGGGCGUGGCCAAGCCCUGGCCUGCAAAGCCUGGCUCAACUUCUGCUGUGGCUUGGCUGGAGGGGACGUGGCCAAGGGCGAGGCAACUGGAACCACAGCCUGCAGCCUGCAGCCUUCUACCCAGCUGCCUCCUCUGCCCUCCAGGCCCUCCUCCUAAGGAUCUGUCUCUGCAACUUCGGUCCUGAAGUCAGCCCAAGGUCUCCCCAGCUGGGAAUGACUAGUGGGAGUCAGGCAGGGGGCCGGGGACCUCCAGGUCGUGUCCUGUGAGAGCCUGUGCAGGACCCAAUUGGAAAGGUGCUGUAGCCUCCACCUUCGACAGCCUCCAACUCCUUUCUGUCCUCACAGCUUCUCGGGCCUCCUGGCUCUGGCCCAUAAAGUGAUUCAUUUGUAAAUUAUCAUGGUUUUCUGCAUUAAAAUGCUCAUUUCUGGA
Messenger RNA from Carlito syrichta (Philippine tarsier), 2033 nucleotides. It is a transcript of the gene ETNK2, whose product is annotated as ethanolamine kinase 2. The transcript is spliced from 8 exons. Bases 91 to 939 code for a protein of 282 amino acids. Gene Ontology annotation, biological process: phosphatidylethanolamine biosynthetic process. The record is from RefSeq and is a predicted model, not a curated record. Gene Ontology annotation, molecular function: ethanolamine kinase activity. Gene Ontology annotation, cellular component: cytoplasm. Lineage: Eukaryota; Metazoa; Chordata; Mammalia; Primates; Tarsiidae.